AUGGGUGCGCUUUACAACAUUCUCAGUAACAUUACAUUUAACAAUAUCUUGAUCGGAUUGUUAUCUCUAACAUGCAUAUAUUUAAUACAUUUCUAUUAUAAACACUUUACCCGUGUUAAUCCAAUUCCUGGUCCAAUUCCAAUUCCAUUAAUUGGCAAUCUCGCGGUUUUCACAAGUGACAUUGACGCCUGGUUUUGGAGAUUAAACAAAAAGUACGGACACCAUGGUAUAUUCGAAGUGAAUAUUGCUGGCCAUAGGCAAAUCGUAAUCACUCGCGCGGAAUAUCUCGAGACUCUCAUGACUGCUGAUAAUAGGGCACAUUUUAUGAGAUCCCCACAAAGCGGUUUGUUUGGUUUAUUCGAUUUCGAAAAAAAAGGUUUAGCGCUGAAUGACGAUUACAAUUAUUGGAAAUUCAAUCGCUAUAUCUUUACCCAUGCCAUUACGGUAUUGACUCAAACGGAUAAACCGAGCAUUUUGUUAAACCAAUUAUUUGAGGAAAUGGAACAAUAUUGGAUUGAUUUAAAACAACCAGGCGAGAGGGAAGCCGUUAUCGAUAUCGCAGCUUGGAUGCGUCAUCUUACCAUGGAUGGUAUCGCCAUGUUGACAGCCGGAAAGCAACUGUCUGCCAUGAAGAAUUAUUAUCAGAAAUUAAAGAAUGAACCCCUCACUAAAGAGAUGUUCGAUACUGAAGAGUUUGUCAAAUGCAUGAAUACCUUUGUAAUGGACAAUAAACUUCUGUUUGUACCGAAAAUUUUACGAAACUUUCCUCUCAUUAAACCGCGUGUGGACGAACUAUUGAAAAAUUGUAACCGACUUUACGAAAAACUGGUGAAUGUUGUUAAAGAAAAAAGAAAAGAAGUUGAAAAGACAAUCAUGCAUGGCGAACUUAACACGGAAGAGAUGAAUUUGUUGACAUCCUUGAUCAUUGCCAAUACAGAACAUGAUCCUCAUCCGCAAAAAAAUGUUGAUCCAUCAUUAGCAAGACCAAUGACUGAUGAUGAGAUUCGUGGUGUCAUGUUUGAUGCGUUUGCUGCCGAUGACCCAUACAGACCGAUAACAUCAGAAGAUCUUGCAAAAUUAAAAUACGUGGAAGCGAUUAUUAAAGAAACGUCAAGGAUUAGACCUGUGGUUAUUGUGCUUUCAAGAUACAGCGAACGACCUGACAAAGUAGCCGGAUACAUGUGGCCGUCCAAAACAUAUUUUAUAAUGUACGUUCGUGGAAUCAGCAACAGUCCACUUUAUUGGAAAGACCCUGAUAAAUUUAUCCCGGAAAGGUUUUAUGGAAAUCAGGAAAUAUAUAAAAAUUCGUUUUCAAUGUUUGGUGGAGGUCCGAGAAUAUGUCCAGGCAAUAAAUUUGCAAUGAUCGAAUUAAAAACGUUAUUAGCCGCAGUUUAUAGAAGAUUUGAUGUCGAAUUGCUAGAUAUUCACGCACCCCUGAAUUUAAGAACCUCAAUGAUCACAAUGGUUGAGCUGUUUGGGAUUCAAGAACAAUUUAUCACCAAAUGCUUGCAUCCAGGAGACCUGCGUAAUUUAGAUCUCUUAAACUUCUGGAGUUGA
Messenger RNA from Paraglomus occultum, 1557 nucleotides. The record is from the annotation of a GenBank genome assembly. Lineage: Eukaryota; Fungi; Glomeromycota; Glomeromycetes; Paraglomerales; Paraglomeraceae.